Acanthosepion pharaonis is the source of this 3117-nucleotide messenger RNA. The record is from the annotation of a GenBank genome assembly. Lineage: Eukaryota; Metazoa; Mollusca; Cephalopoda; Sepiida; Sepiidae.
AUGUUCUUCCAGUAUGCUGCAUACAAUGAUGAUUUUUUUUAUCAGUCUUCCUAUUCUCUUUCAUUCCAAUUAAUCUCGUUUCUCCUUCCUAAGUCUUCUUAUUCUCUUUCAUUCCAAUUAAUCUCGUUUCUCCUUCCUAAGUCUUCUUAUUCUCUUUCAUUCCAAUUAAUCUCGUUUCUCCUUCCUAAGUCUUCUUAUUCUCUUUCAUUCCAAUUAAUCUCGUUUCUCCUUCCUAAGUCUUCUUAUUCUCUUUCAUUCCAAUUAAUCUCGUUUCUCCUUACUAAGUCGUCUUAUUCUCUUUCAUUCCAAUUAAUCUCAUUUCUCCUUCCUAAGUCUUCUUAUUCUCUUUCAUUCCAAUUAAUCUCGUUUCUCCUUACUAAGUCGUCUUAUUCUCUUUCAUUCCAAUUAAUCUCAUUUCUCCUUCCUAAGUCUUAUUAUUCUCUUUCAUUCCAAUUAAUCUCGUUUCUCCUUACUAUAAUCUUCUUAUUCUCUUUCAUUCCAAUUAAUCUCACUUCUUCUUAUUAUUCUCUUUCAUUCCAAUUAAUCUCGUUUCUCCUUCCUAAGUCUUAUUAUUCUCUUUCAUUCCAAUUAAUCUCGUUUCUCCUUCCUAAGUCUUAUUAUUCUCUUUCAUUCCAAUUAAUCUCGUUUCUCCUUCCUAAGUCGUCUUAUUCUCUUUCAUUCCAAUUAAUCUCACAUCUCCUUACUAAAUCUUCCUAUUCUCUUUCAUUCCAAUUAAUCUCGUUUCUCCUUCCUAAGUCUUCUUAUUCUCUUUCAUUCCAAUUAAUCUCGUUUCUCCUUCCUAAGUCUUCCUAUUCUCUUUCAUUCCAAUUAAUGUCGUUUCUCCUUCCUAAGUCUUCUUAUUCUCUUUCAUUCCAAUUAAUCUCGUUUCUCCUUCCUAAGUCUUCCUAUUCUCUUUCAUUCCAAUUAAUCUCAUUUCUCCUUCCUAAGUCUUCCUAUUCUCUUUCAUUCCAAUUAAUCUCGUUUCUCCUUCCUAAGUCGUCUUAUUCUCUUUCAUUCCAAUUAAUCUCGUUUCUCCUUCCUAAGUUGUCUUAUUCUCUUUCAUUCCAAUUAAUCUCACAUCUCCUUACUAAAUCUUCUUAUUCUCUUUCAUUCCAAUUAAUCUCGUUUCUCCUUCCUAAGUCGUCUUAUUCUCUUUCAUUCCAAUUAAUCUCACAUCUCCUUACUAAAGUCUUCCUAUUCUCUUUCAUUCCAAUUAAUCUUGUUUCUCUUUCUCUUAUUUCUCUUUCAUUCCAAUUAAUCUCUUUCUCCUUACAAUCUUCUUAUUCUCUUUCAUUCCAAUUAAUCCCACUUCUCUUCUUAAAUACUCCUAUUCUCUUUCAUUCCAAUUACUCUCACUUCUCUUUACUAAAGUCUUCCUAUUCUCUUUCAUUCCAAUUAAUCUUGUUUCUCCUUCCUAAGUCUUAUUAUUCUCUUUCAUUCCAAUUAAUCUCGUUUCUCCUUCCUUCUUAUUCUCUUUCGUUCAAUUACUCUCACUUCUCUUUACUAAAUCUUCUUAUUCUCUUUCAUUCCAAGUUAAUCUUUUCUCCUUCCCUAAGUCUUCCUAUUCUUUUCAUUCCAAUUAAUCUCUUUCUCCUUCCUAAGUCGUCUUAUUCUCUUUCAUUCCAAUUAAUCUCACUUCUCCUUACUAAAUCUUCUUAUUCUCUUUCAUUCCAAUUAAUCUCGUUUCUCCUUCCUAAGUCGUCUUAUUCUCUUUCAUUCCAAUUAAUCUCGUUUCUCCUUCCUAAGUCUUCUUAUUCUCUUUCAUUCCAAUUAAUCUCGUUUUUCCUUCCUAAGUCUUCUUAUUCUCUUUCAUUCCAAUUAAUCUCACAUCUCCUUACUAAAGUCUUCUUAUUCUCUUUCAUUCCAAUUAAUCUCUCUUCUUAUUCUCUUUCAUUCCAAUUAAUCUCGUUUCUCCUUCCUAAAGUUCUUUCCUUUAAUCUCUUUCUCCUUCCUAAGUCGUCUUAUUCUCUUUCAUUCCAAUUAAUCUCAUUUCUCUUUACUAAAGUCUUCUUAUUCUCUUUCAUUCCAAUUAAUCUUUCUUCUUAUUCUCUUUCAUUCCAAUUAAUCUCGUUUCUUCUUACUAAGUCUUAUUAUUCUCUUUCAUUCCAAUUAAUCUCGUUUCUCCUUCCUAAGUCUUCUUAUUCUCUUUCAUUCCAAUUAAUCUCACUUCUCUUUACUAAAUCUAAUUCUCUUUCAUUCCUUCUUCUUCCUAAGUCUUCUUAUUCUCUUUCAUUCCAAUUAAUCUCGUUUCUCCUUCCUAAGUCUUCCUAUUCUUUUUCAUUCCAUUUAAUCUCCUUUCUCCUUCCUAAGUCGUCUUAUUCUCUUUCAUUCCAAUUAAUCUCAUUUCUCUUUACUAAAUCUUCUUAUUCUCUUUCAUUCCAAUUAAUCUCGUUUCUUCUUCCUAAGUCGUCUUAUUCUCUUUCAUUCCAAUUAAUCUCGUUUCUCCUUCCUAAAGUCUUCCUAUUCUCUUUCAUUCCAAUUAAUCUCGUUUUCUCCUUCCUAAUCUUAUUAUUCUUUUCAUUCCAAUUAAUCUCACUUCUCCUUCCUAAGUCUUCCUAUUCUCUUUCAUUCCAAUUAAUCUCUUUCUCCUUCCUAAGUCGUCUUUAUUCUCUUUCAUUCCAAUUAAUCUCACUUCUCCUUACUAAAUCUUCCUUCCUAUUCUCUUUCAUUCCAAUUAAUUUCAUUUCUUUUUCCUUCCAAAAUCUCUUUUCUUAUUCUCUUUCAUUCCAAUUAAUCUCACUUCUCCUUCCUAAGUCUUCCUAUUCUCUUUCAUUCCAAUUAAUCUCGUUUCUCCUUCCUAAGUCUUCUUAUUCUCUUUCAUUCCAAUUAAUCUCGUUUCUUCUUCCUAAUCUUCCCUAUUCUCUUUCAUUCCAAUUAAUCUCGUUUCUCCUUCCUAAGUCUUCUUAUUCUCUUUCAUUCCAAUUAAUCUCGUUUCUCCUUCCUAAGUCUUCUUAUUCUCUUUCAUUCCAAUUAAUCUCACUUCUCUUUACUAAAUCUUAUUAUUCUCUUUCAUUCCAAUUAAUCUCGUUUCUCCUUCCUAAGUCUUCCUAUUCUCUUUCAUUCCAAUUAAUCUCUUUCUCCUUCCUAAGUCGUCUUAUUCUCUUUCAUUCCAAUUAA